Molecule: messenger RNA, 2045 nt
Organism: Durotheca rogersii
Lineage: Eukaryota; Fungi; Ascomycota; Sordariomycetes; Xylariales; Xylariaceae
Product: Di-sulfide bridge nucleocytoplasmic transport domain-containing protein
Exons: 2
Coding region: 1-1566 (521 amino acids)
Biological process (GO): nuclear envelope organization; lipid homeostasis
Cellular component (GO): nuclear membrane; nuclear envelope
Source: RefSeq, a predicted model, not a curated record
AUGGACUGGGAAUACCAGAGUCAUGGCCCCAUGGAUCCCUCGAGCCCGUUUGCGCAGUCGACGAAGCACACCCCCAAGAAAAGUAAUCAGAACUCCUGCACCGACUUGCUCCCCGGCCGUGGCACGAUGGAGGAGCGUCGCGAGAAGCCCGGCGCUAAUACCACCAAUUGUGUAGGUGUCUUUAGCUCAGCCAGCAUGAACGAUAACGACGGCGGCUCCAAAUCCCACUCCAGCGCGAGCAAUGGCAAUAAUGAUAACAACGCCAUCAGUGCCUUUGGCCGCAAUCCCUUCUAUCGUGCCCAGAGCACGCCCUCUCAGUCGAAGCCUUCGCAAAGCCCGCUGCGAUCUAUCUUCUCUACUUCUGCCCUAUCCCGAACCGCCGCGGCGCCCCCUUUCCGAAAUCCCGCCUUCACCACCCCACGUAGGCCCUUCGACAUCGAUGCGCUCUCCGAAGACAGCCCGACCAUCACCGACGUGUCUGACUUUAUCGACACACCCGAGAACGACCGAUCGUACGACAUGGGGCGGAUGACAGUAACGCCCGCCACCAUGAACCGGGAGAGGGUGUCCCCCACCAAGAAGACGCCAGGCAAAGGCGAGAUACCCAAGACGAUCUUUGCAUCGCGGGACAAGGUGCGCAAGAGGAAACGAUAUAACGGCGACAGGGACAUCAGCGGCUACCGCCUGCCGUACAUCCAGCCGGACGAGUACGACGAGUCUGAUUAUGAGUCGGAUGAGAGCACCUUCCAGCCUCGGAAACCCCGCAAGGGCCAGGAGAAGCGUGGGAACGGCUGGUUCGGAAAUUUCCUCGCCACGGUGCAGCGCCACCCCUACGCCCCUAGCAUCUUAGGCUACUGGCUUACCCUCGGGUUCAAUCUCUUCUGCGUAUUGGCGUCGUGCUGGAUCGGCUGGGCUGUCAUUGCCGGCCUGCGGCAGGAUUUCGCUACGGCCAGGGCGGCGCUACGGGCUGACAUUCUCUCGGAGAUCGACAAGUGCGCGUCCGACUACCGCGAGAACAAGUGCUUCCCGGUGGAGCAGCGGCUGCCGGCGAUGUACGAGCUGUGCGACCGGUGGUACGCCUGCAUGCAACAAAACCCAGACCACCUCAAGCAGAUGUCCAUCGGCGCCAAGGAAAUUAUGGAGAUCGUCAACGGUAUCGUUGACACGAUGUCCUACAAGACCAUCGCUCUCUUUGUUCUGCUCUUUACGAUUUUCAUAUUCAGCGGGCGGUCGCUGUACAAGAGCACGAACGCGUUCGCCGAGUUCCCGCGUUCGCCCCCCGCAGCGCCAUAUCCGUCGCACGCAGUGGCGGCGGCGCCGCCGCUCCCGCAGCAGGUUUACUGGCAGGCGAUUGCGCCGCAGACGCCGCACCGCUCGCGAUCGCGGCACAUGAUCAACCACGAGGAGGACACGCCGGAAACGCCGGAGACAACCGGGUCGCCGCGCGGAUUCCCGUCGCUGCCGCCACCCGAGACGCCGGUGUCGCUCCGACGGAGCCCCUCGAAGGGUAGGGACCGCGCCAGGAGCCCGUCAAAGAACAACCGGAGUCCUACGAAGCGUUACUAGGCUAAAUCCGGCUCGGGCUAGUUGGGCAUCGAAGGGUAGGCGGCAUCUGCCUGUGUAAGAAGAGGGCAGCCGUGUAGCGAGCAAGCCAAGCAAUACCCCCUUCCGCUUCGUACCUGGAGGGGUCGAAGUCGGAGUAGGAUGGGUAUAUAGGAAAGGCACUUGCACGCUGCGCACGCCAAUAUGGCUCGUUUAGGAGCAAGGGGUUUCGGGCACACCUGGAUAGCAUUGCGAGGACUAGGGUAGAGCAGGCUAAAUAGACGAAAAAAUACAAGGGGGAUAGGAUAAGGGGGACUCAACUAUCUCUACCCAUCGUGCCCCUCCCUCACUGAUCUCGUCGGCUUAUCCUUAGCGUACCCCCUCGAGUCUUCCUAAUCGCGCCCACGUUUUUUUUUUUUUUUUCGCCACGUCGAAACUAGACAUUGCACUCGCCGCAGGGAUACGAAGCGACUAAGCGCGAUUGGGGUCGCGGCGAUCACGCU